AUGGUUUUCUUUGAGAACUUGUAAAAGGUUAAGGAGCAUAACAGUAAUCCUAAUAACACCUAUUCUAUCUGUUUAAACUAAUUCUCAGAUAUGACUAUAGAAGAAUUUGCUGAAAAAAUUCUUAUGAAAUAGGAUUUGGUUGACCAUUAUAUGAAAGGAAUCAACUGGAGAACAUAAGGUGCUGUAACUUCAGUUAAAUACUAAGGUAACUGUGGUUCGUGCUGGAGUUUCGCUGGAGCUGCCUUAAUGGAGUCAUUUAACUUCAUUUAAAACAAAGUUUUGGUUGAUUUUUCAGAGCAAUAACUUGUUGAUUGUGUCAUAUCUGCAAAUGGUUACUACUCUUAAGGAUGUAAUGGAGGAUUUGCUGUUGAAUCUCUGGAUUAUGCCUCUAAAGUAGGUAUCACUACCUUAGACAAUUAUCCCUAUAUUGCAGUUUAGAAAAAUUGUAAUAUGACUGGCACAAAUAAUGGCUUUAAGCCUAAAUAGUGGAUUUAAGUUCCAAGCACUUCAAAUGACUUAAAACGUGCUUUGAAUUUCUCUCCUGUUUCUGUUUAUGUUAAUGCUUAUAAUUGGGGUGGUUAUAAGUCUGGAAUUUACAACGGAU
This is a messenger RNA of Tetrahymena thermophila SB210, 604 nucleotides long. Its product is annotated as papain family cysteine protease. The record is from RefSeq and is a predicted model, not a curated record. Gene Ontology annotation, molecular function: cysteine-type endopeptidase activity. Gene Ontology annotation, cellular component: lysosome. The annotation marks the transcript as partial. Lineage: Eukaryota; Ciliophora; Oligohymenophorea; Hymenostomatida; Tetrahymenidae. The transcript has 2 exons.